UCCGAAAUGACCCCCAUAUACGAUCCUGAUGCUUCAGCAGAACAGCCACUUCUUUCAUCCUCCUCGACCCCAUUCGAUUCAGAGUCAGGAACGCAAACCACCAAGCCCAGUCGAUAUGUUGAAGAUGCUGUGCUGCCGGAAACCGCAGUCCUAGGACGCAACCUCUCCAAGUCCAGCGCCUACAUCCUCGUCAUCUCGCGCGUCAUCGGGUCAGGAAUCUUCGCAACGCCCGGCUCGAUCGUGAAAACCACCGGAUCCGUUGGUCUUGCCCUCCUCCUCUGGGUGGUGGGAGCAUUGCUCGCAGGAUGUAGCAUGAUGAUAACUCUCGAAUAUGGGUGCAUGCUUCCAAGAUCGGGGGGUGAUAAGGUUUAUCUCGAAUUUACGUAUCAACAUCCGCGAUUUUUUGCAAGCACAUUGGUGGCGGUACAGGCUGUGUUGUUGGGGUUCACGGCGAGUAAUUGUAUUGUGUUCGGAGAGUAUAUUCUCUAUGCUUUUGAGUAUGAAGUCACGGAGUUCUCACAGAAGAGUCUAGCUCUCGGGUUACUGACGGUGAUCACGGUUGUGCAUGGCUGCUUCCUGCAGGCUGGUAUUCGGAUUCAGAACUUCUUGGGGUGGAUUAAGGUGGGACUGAUCUUGUUUAUGGCGUUGACGGGGAUAUACGUCGUGCUGUUCCGAGUAAAUACUGGAGGAGAUGUCAAGAAUCUUUCAUCGCAACUUUCCUGGGAUGGAUUGUGGAAAGAAUCGAACUGGGGAUGGGGAACCUUGUCCACGGCAAUCUUCAAAGUCUCAUAUUCUUAUGCCGGUCUUGGCAACAUCAACAACGUCCUCAACGAAGUCAAGGAUCCAGUUCGGACAUUAAAAACGGUUACGCUCGCUUCUCUGGCCACCGCAUGCCUCCUUUACCUCCUCGUCAACUUCGCCUACUUCGUCGUCGUCCCACUCGAUCAAGUGAAGGAAGGCGGUGAACUCAUCGCCGCCCUGUUCUUCGACUAUGUGUUUGGAAAGGAUUUCGGCAGAAUCGUCUUACCACUUGCGAUCGCGGUUUCCGCAGCAGGGAAUGUAAUGGUUGUGACUUUCACCUUGGCUCGAGUCAACCAAGAAAUCGCCCGCCAAGGCUUCCUCCCCUACUCCCGGCUCCUCUCCUCCUCAAAGCCCUUCGGUGCACCACUUGGCGGCUUGAUCGUACACUACAUCCCUUCUUUCCUCGUCAUCGCCAUCCCGCCACGAGGAGACGUGUACAACUUCAUAUUAGACGUGGAAGGAUAUCCCGGACAGUUUAUGGCCUUUGCAACCGCCUUGGGUCUUCUUUGGCUGAGGAGGAAGAGAAGUGAUUUGAAGAGACCAUUCAAGGCUUGGUUACCUGCUGUGUGGUUGAGAAUUGUGAUUUGCUUGGCGCUGAUUGCGGCGCCAUUUUUCCCGCCUAAAGAUGGGAGGGCUGAUGUGGGGUUCUUUUAUGCUACUUAUGCCAUUGUUGGGAUUGGGAUACUAUUGUUUGGAGUGUUGUACUGGUACUUGGUUUUUGUUGCCAUUCCGAAAUGGUACGGAUAUAGAGUUGAGGAAGAAGUCGAGGUGUUGAGUGAUGGGACGAGUAUUACAAGACUUGUCAAUGUGAAGAAUGAGUGAAUGGGAUAGAAUAGAUUUAGAUAAGUCUUGGGACAGGGUACCCAGAGUAUUCAUAAUAGAAAUAUCAACACUUCCAAAUCAUACAAUCAUGCUUUCCCGGCACCACCUCGAAUCCUCGGCUCAAGCGGAAACACUUGUUCUUCCUCCGUCACAUUUUUAUAAAGCUCAUCCCAGCGAGUUUUCAGCGCAGCUGGCGUCUCCCACGCAAGCUCCGGAUCCCUCAACCAAAGUCUCAGCAAGUGUCUCCUGA
Hyaloscypha bicolor E is the source of this 1873-nucleotide messenger RNA. RefSeq names its product amino acid transporter. The record is from RefSeq and is a predicted model, not a curated record. Gene Ontology annotation, biological process: amino acid transmembrane transport. Lineage: Eukaryota; Fungi; Ascomycota; Leotiomycetes; Helotiales; Hyaloscyphaceae. The coding region runs from base 7 to 1623 and encodes 538 amino acids. Gene Ontology annotation, cellular component: membrane. Gene Ontology annotation, molecular function: L-amino acid transmembrane transporter activity. The transcript has 3 exons.